UUAAUGCACAUUAGAAAUGGUGUCAGUCACACACACACACACACACACACACACUACAAUACAAUACAAAAUCAGUCAGCCCAGGCUUAUGCAAUGGAGUCACCACAAUAAUUUUUUUCAACAUUCUUAGUCACACAUACCUCUCCCUUAGCUUUUGACUCACUCACUCACACACACACACUCUCUCUCUCUCUCUCUCUCUCUCUCUCUCUCUCUCUCUCUCUCUCUCUCUCUCUCUCUCUCUCUGUGUCUCUAUCUCAUUCUAUAAAUGUCUAUCUGCUUUUGACUCUGAAUCUUAUUACCAUUACUGAGACCACCAAACAUUUCCAUCUGCAAACUCUACCUUUGCUCCACCUCCCACGUCUGUCUUUGUGUGACUCACUCGUCAGGUUUCAAGCAUUUUGAGAAAAUCUUAGAGACCCUUACAAUCGUCAGUCAGAUGUUCAAUAUAGCAUAAGUAGUAUAACUGCUGCUACAAGGAUUGUAUCAAGGUAAGAGUUUCAGUUCAACACACAAAAUAGCCCAGUAGAAGAGGCUUGUGAUUGUUUUGCAUUCUUGACUUCAGGUUUGUCACAAAGAAAGUGAUUAUCACUUGGCUGGUCAAAACUGAAUGUUUCAGCUGUUUACUUCAAUACAAGUUAAAUGCACGUUUAAAGGCACUUUAGUCACUUUUAUGUUUUUCUGAUCGUGAGCACAAUGAAUUGUUACAGCUAUGUAACCUAAACAUCCAUUUAGCUACUGCUAACAAUGACCUUUUCAGGAUAUAAUCAAAAUACACUUCUGCUUGGGUAAUUUCCUCAUUAUACAGCAGAGUGAUUAUUGCCAUUAAGCAUGUUAUAUUUGUAAAUCUAUAGAGUAGUUAUAAAAGUGUGCACAUCCCCACCGGUGAGGUGCCGGGCAAAUGGAACUAGAACUCAAAAGAAAGUAGUGUGGUAGUGCAGAGUGCGGGCAUUUCAUUCCUUUUGAUAUUUGUAAAUCUAUUCAGUAAAAAUAUCAGUUUCUAAUGUCUUACAAAUUCCUGACAAGACACUUCCAUGUGUGAAUCAUAAUGUAUAUUUCUGCAUGGUAUACUUUACGCUCAAGUAUUCAAAAAAAUCAAAGCAAUGGUUAUGGAAGAAAACAGGUGACCUAAAGGCAAGUUUACAAAGUACUAAAAUGAAAAGAUUUAACAGAAUAGCAUGUGGUUUAGAAACACUUCACUUUCUGUUUCCUUUUCUGUGGUGCUAUCUGUGGUAGAUUAAACAUGAACAUGUGGUAGAUUAAACAUGAAAAAGCUUACAAAAUGACUGUACUGUAAUAUUUACAAUUCAAAGCCUUGAACACAUUAUUGCAACAAUAUUGUCUUACAUAUUUUUUGCGCAUCCACUAAUCAGCAGUGCUUCAGUAUUGUUUUGUCUUUGUAAUGCAACAAUCUCUGUUUUUUUCUUCAGUUUUUUUUUUUUAGGGAGACAGACGAGGGCGUUGCAUUUUAGGCCGCGAGUAGAGCAUUGUUCUGAGUUUCACACAGCUGUAAAGUGAGCUCUAGGCCAGGUGACCAUGCAUUUUCCCACCAUUACCUUUGUGGUAGCUGUCUAUCUGGCCCUCAUACCCCAAACUACCCAGUCAUGCACCAGAGGCUCCCCUCGCGAGUGCAAAGAGGCCGAGUUUGCCCCAGGAUCCAACCUGGCCGGUGAAGGCUUCGACAUCACCAAGAUGCAGCGCAAGGGAGCCUUUGUCAUCGACAUGAACCUAUGGAGACGUGAAAACAACACCUGCAUGCUGUGCAGGAACCCGUAUCAAGAGGGCAAGAUGCAGAAAGUCCCAGCAGCUGUGGUGGACUGGAGACCCAGUCAGAAAUGCAGCAUGAAGGUGGCCAGCUCACUGUACCAGUCCAGUGAGUCCCUGGUCAGUUCCAGUGCGUCCAGUGUGGAGAACAACUGGAAAGCUAAUUUAGAAAUAGAUGCCAAAAGGGGGGAUGGCUCAUUGAUGCUGGCAGGGACCCAGUCAAAAUUGGCUGAGUACUCAAUGGAAAAAACGAAGAGAGACAAGUUUACCUUCUUAAGCCAUAAAAUGGUCUGUAGUUACUACAGCUACAGGGUUUCCAACCAUCACACCCUUCAUCCAGAGUUUCAGCGUGCCAUUAAUCAACUUCCAAAGAAAUACACCAGUGAGAACAAGCAACGCUUCUACAAGCUUAUCAACAACUUUGGGACACAUUUUAUGACUAAGGUGACUCUGGGCGGGAUGGUACAGUCAGUGACCAGCAUCAGGCAGUGCAUGGCCUCUUUACAGGGCCUGAGCUCAGAUGAGAUCAAGAUGUGUCUCGACGUGGAGGCCGCAGCCAGUGUUGGAGACAAAGUCAAGACAGGGGCAGAGACAAAGCACUGUGAGGAGGCAAAGGACAAGACUGAGGGCAAGAACAGCUUCUCCAGCAGCUUCAGUGACAGGUUUACAGAGAUUUUUGGUGGCCACACCACUGAGCCUGAGCUCCUCUUCUCUGCAGACAAAGACCCGGCCGCCUACAAGGAGUGGCUCUCCUCCUUGCCACUCAACCCAGACGUGAUCUCCUAUUCACUGGAUCCCCUCCAUGAGUUGCUGAGCCCCAAGCUUCCAGUGCGAAAAGAAUUACGCAAAGCAAUUAAGCAUUACAUUUUAGAGAGUGGACUCUGGCAGAACUGCUCUGAGCCCUGCAAGUCUGGUGUCAAAAGAAAUCCAAAGGAGCCCUGUGUCUGCAGUUGCCAUGGUGAUCCUGGUGUAGGUACUGACUGUUGUCCUGUUAAACGCGGUCUCGCUCGGGUGAUUAUCACUGCAGUCAGGGCCUCUGGGUUGUGGGGUGACACCACCACAGCUACAGAUGCUUAUGUGAAAGUCUUCAACUCUCAGAACAUGCAACUGGCACGAACCCCUGUGAUUUGGAACAACAACUCACCUCAGUGGAACAUGGCCUUUGACCUUGGUGAUGUCAUUCUCUCUCAGACCAGCAUGGUGAAGUUCGAGGUGUGGGAUGAGGACAGCAAGUGGGAUGACGACCUGCUCGGAACUUGCACAGUGAACCUCAAGGAAGGAACAAAGGAUGAUGCGUGUAGCCUGAACCACGGAAUGUUCUUCUACAAACUCCAGGUGGUCUGUGGUCCAAGCCUGAGUGGCCCAUCCUGCUCUGAGUACGUGAGCUCUCCCAUGAACGGUCACCUGGAGAGGCUGUACGCGUCUCGUCAUGCCCGACCCAUACCGAAGGACAUGCUCGUGAAGAUGGGAGUGUUUGGGGAUGAACACCCUUUGCAUGCCAAUCUGACUGAACCAAACUGAAAUGUUGUUUUUUACUCCCUCAGAAAACUAUUGAUUUACUACUCCGCAAGAAUAAUAUACAUCUGUCCUUUUCGCUUUUUCGUCAUUCUUUUUUUUUUCAAAGAAAUAUUUAGUCUACGAUAUCCUAUUAUUAGAUUUACAUUACACUCAUUUACAAACUCAACAUGGUUGCAUCCCCGCAUAGCUGAUAUGGAAUAUAAAGUUUGUGUCCCUAGGUGGGCAUGUACCUUUCUGUUAGCCCCUCCUGAAGUGGGGAUAUUUUAUCAACAGACGCGCUGCAACUAGCAAAUGACUUAUCUCAAGAACAGCUGAAGCUAGUAUUUUGAAAUUUGGCAUGCUUGUACUUAACUAAAUUAAUUUAUAAAGUACCACUUGCCUUCGCUCAAUGGUCAUAUUCAGUAUGUAUGUCUAGUUACAUUCAUUUUAGUUAGUUUUAGUUUAGUUACAUUAUUCGUUUGGCAGAUGCUUUUAUCCAAACCGACUUGCUAUACUCAAGCUAUUACAUGUCAGCAGGCACAAAGUACUAAUUCCUGUCACUCUAACAAAGUCCAAAAGAGAGCAGAUAUAAAAAGUACACGGUAGUGCACCAGUGUUAGAGGUAUGACAAAAGAAGGGGAUCUCAGAGACUAAAUGAGUCUCCAUGAGAUUUGUGAAGAUAGAGACAGAUACCCCUGUUCUCUUAGCGUUUCAUAGCUUGUUUCAUCAUUGAAGAAUCAAAAAUGUUAACAAUCUUGACUGAUAAGCACCUGUGAAGGGAUGAAAUGGCUAGAUGUUUUUCACACAGUUGGUGAGAAAGCAUAACUUUGUGUGAUGGAAUUUAGUUAAUGGAAUGCAGUCAGUAAACAAAAUGUAACCAUUAGUGUAUGAUAUGGUAUAAGUGAUUGCAUAUGGUAGUGAAAUAUUCUAAAACCACUUUUAUCUGUUUUUAAACUAUGUUGUGUGUUUAUGCUUUUUAUACAAUAUUAUAAAUACAUUAUCCUGGUAAAAUAA
This is a messenger RNA of Alosa alosa (allis shad), 4275 nucleotides long. Its product is annotated as perforin-1-like. Bases 1537 to 3285 code for a protein of 582 amino acids. The record is from RefSeq and is a predicted model, not a curated record. Gene Ontology annotation, molecular function: calcium ion binding; pore-forming activity. NCBI's taxonomy places the organism in Eukaryota, Metazoa, Chordata, Actinopteri, Clupeiformes, Clupeidae. The transcript has 5 exons. Gene Ontology annotation, biological process: leukocyte mediated cytotoxicity.